Messenger RNA from Neocloeon triangulifer, 1531 nucleotides. RefSeq lists its product as uncharacterized. The record is from RefSeq and is a predicted model, not a curated record. NCBI's taxonomy places the organism in Eukaryota, Metazoa, Arthropoda, Insecta, Ephemeroptera, Baetidae. Bases 188 to 1060 code for a protein of 290 amino acids. The transcript has 8 exons.
GCAUACGCAUUACUACCACGCCCAUUAUUUUGUUUACGUACAGUACAUUGUACACUUAACAAUUUUAGUUGCAACGAAGCCUGCAGCCGGCAAAAACUUUUCAGUGCUCUUAUUUUCUAAUAUUCCGGCUUCUUCGACUUAAGUUAACUGGGUCGAUUUCCUUUGCAAAAAUCUGAAGAAGUAAAAGAUGUCAAAUUCUGAGAGUGAAACUGCUACAAAUGACGAAGUCAAGCGCCCACGCUUGGAACUCGAAGUUCCUGAAACCUCAGAGGCUGUUGAUGAGAAGGAGGUCGAGUAUUGCUUUGUCUGUGACGAAUUGAUCAGCGGCAAGAAGUAUCCAAUCGCAAACUGCCUGACAAACACCAGCAAGAGUCGUCUCAUUGAAGUUUUGGGAAGGCUUGUUAGCGAGAAGUAUGUGGUAGUGGUCUCGAACAUCGACAAAAUCUGCAGAACGUGCGCCAAUUUGCUUAACAAUCUGGAUCGUCUAGAGAACGAAGUGAUGACCACCAAGCAGACCAUCUUGAGCUCCAUUGAGAGGAAGUACAACUUGAAUGAUGAUGAUUUGUACAGCAGGACCAUGCCAAAGAGUGUUGUCUUUGGCAACACGCAGAAUCUGAAGACAACAUUUGAGAAGACUGCAAUGAAAAGUUCCAAACCAUUCAAAGGAACUUCCGUUCUGCCUACAAAAACGACUGCCGCUACUGUCAAGCCCAUCAUCUUAAGCACGCAAUCAGGACUUGUAAAAGAAAGUCUUACGCCUACUACUGGAACACCAGCUGCAAAAACUCCUAUUCCGCAGAAUGUUCUGAUGCAGUGCAACCAGUGUCAAUAUACGACAAACCAGCGGCCUGUGAUGCUGGAGCACCUUCGGCAGCACAAGGCAAAGGAGGUCAAGGGAAAAAUCACUGCCGACAAACCCUUGGAAGAGAUACUCAUUCCUGUUUCGAAUAGGAUCCUAACCCUGUCACCCUCAAGGCAGCAGUUGACCACCUUGCAGCUGGACCGUGAGUACCAAGUGGGGCGUAUGUCUAUGGAUGUGCGCAAAUUUUCCGAGUGCUAACUACUUUCGAACAAAAAUCCAAAACGACUUUUGCACAACGCGGUAUCCGCACUUUUCGAACAAACCGAGUGACUUGAAGUUGUCCCUUAACACGUGUGCGUGCGGGUGAAUUCUAAUUUGCGCCAUUUUCCGAGUAAGUUCCGUCAAAACACAUGUUCCGAAGCCUUUUCGUUGGUGUUCGGGCGCCACUUGCAAGGCGGACACACCACCAUACUCGGCCUGAACAUUCAUCGCAACCAGAUCGUCUUUUACUCCGACGUCAGCUUUCCGAAAAGCGGCGACAGACAAGUUUAGCUCAAACAUCUUCUCCACGGUCUGUUUGUAAUCAUCCCAAAUAUCCGUUGCCUCCGAAAUAUGCAAUAAAUUCACUGGUUUCAGGUAAUAUCCAUCUGGAAUUCUGAAAAUUUAUUAUUUCUCUAUAGCUAUUAAUUCAGAUCAAAAACAAAAAAACAAUAUUUUUUGAAGAAAUUG